CAGAAGAUACCUCGGAAUCUUCUUUCUUUCUCUCUCCUCUCAUCUCUUCUCUCUUUUUUCUUUUUUCUUCUUUAAUAAUAACUACCCACAACAGCAACACACGUAACCAAACCAAAAAAACAAAAAACACACAAAAAAUUAUUGAAACAGAAUGAGAGCACUGAAUUCGCAUGUUGUGCUUAUUGAUCUUCACUGGAUCAACCACCACGUUCCCACCUCAACGCUCGCUUACCUUAAAAACUCAAACUUCUUUUCAUUUCGUCGUUCGGUGAAAAAGGGUAUUCGCUCUUCCGCCUCGCCGGUGAUUCGACGGCCAUCGGAUCGCUUCUUAUACGGAAAUGGGUCGUCUCAGAACGUUGCAUCGACCUCGACGGAGCUCAAGGUGUUUCUGGAAUUACUACCAUUGAAGAUGAGGAGAGAGUUGUAUCGGCACAAGGAAAUUGGAGGGCUCAUAGAGGUUGUCAUGGAUUUGGGUAGAAAGCCUCUUGCGAGGUUUCCUUCAGGUGAUUGGGUCAUCUCUGAACAACCCAUCAAGCCCGAAGAUUUACACCACGCCAUUUCCAAGGUUGGUGAGUUUUCUGAUGACAACCGAUCCGGUAUUGAUAGCUCUUUACAUCGUAUAAGUGCAAUUAGGAAUCGUAAAAUGCAAAUCAUUGGCCUUACUUGCCGGGUGGGUCGAGCUGUGAGUGGUAGUGCUGAAAUCAUUCAUGAUUUGGUUGAGGAUGGUAGUUCUAUCUUGGUCAUUGGACCUCCCGGAGUGGGUAAAACAACCUUAAUCAGAGAGAUUGCUAGGAUGCUGGCAGAUGAGUUCAGGAAGCGUGUUGUAAUAGUGGAUACAUCCAAUGAAAUUGGAGGUGAUGGAGAUGUUCCUCAUGCAGGCAUAGGCAAAGCAAGGAGGAUGCAAGUUCCGAACGUAAAUAUGCAGCAUAACGUUAUGAUUGAAGCAGUUGAAAAUCAUAUGCCCGAAACCAUUAUUAUUGAUGAAAUAGGAACAGAGCUUGAAGCAUUAGCAGCCAGUACCAUAGCUCAAAGAGGAGUUCAAUUGGUUGGAACAGCACAUGGAAUGACCAUUGAAAACAUAGUAAAAAAUCCUUGUCUUCAGAUCCUCGUUGGUGGCAUAGAGAGCGUAACCCUUGGGGAUGAGGAAGCCAAGAAAAGGAAAGUGCAGAAGACAAUUCUUGAACGGAAAGGACCUCCUACAUUUACAUGCGCUGUUGAGAUGAUAUCUAAAACUGAAUGCCGUGUUCAUCAUAGAUUAGAUGCAACUGUGGAUGCCAUUUUGGCAGGAAAACCUCCAGUAUUUCAAGUCCGUCAAUGGGAUGAUUUCAACAAGGAUUUGGUGAAGUAUGCUCCAAUGCCUGAAAAAGAUCAUGGAGAAAUGCCUGACUUAUCUAACAAUAAUAUCGUGGGUUCUGACAUAGAGUCUGGUGAGGAUGAUAAAGACCAUCCUCCUACUUGGUCCAAGAAAUGGAGUACCAGUGGGUCUGUGAUAACGAGGAGUUCGCCAAUGCAAGUGUAUAUUUACAAGAUUCUGGAAGCUGAUCUCCUACAAGUAGCAAAGGUGAUGGGGCUUGAAGAUGUGAUAGAUGUAACUGAUGACAUUGGAACUGCUGAUGCUGUUCUAGCAUCCAGUUCUGAGAUACGACAGAACCCAUGGAUCCGUGGUGUGGCAAAAUUCCAUCAGUUACCUGUAUUUGUUAUCAAGUCCAAUACCAUGGCACAAAUGGUUAAGGCAGUGCGUAUGAUCGUUGGGCUAGAAUCCUAUGGCCAUACAGCAAAGAAGCCAUUAAAUGACUCUCUGGAUAUUGAAAUUGAGGGUGAUGAACCAAAACGAAAACCAUCUCUGGAAGAGAUUGAUGCCUUGGAGGAGGUUCGGCUUGCAAUAGAGUACAUUGUCAUUCCUGGUGGAGAGCCUGUGGAACUUCUUCCAAGACGUUCUGAAAUUAUUGCCAGGCAGCUUGAACUUGUGCAAAGCUAUCAGUUAGCUGCUGAAAAGUCAGGUACGGAACAGAAUCCAAGGUUGCAGAUUCUUCCCUUGAGGCUAAACACAAAAAAAACCUCUAAAUCAAGUUCUGUUUCCCGUAAGAAAACUAGUCCCACCUCAGUGUCUAGUCAUGGCAUUGGCAGCAAUGGUACCAGUGUCACCAGGCUUCCUUUUUUGCCCGAAUAAUUCAAAAAUUUCUCCUAUUCUUCUAACACAUUUCAAUUCACUGGUUCGUACAUGUAAGUAGUAUGUAUCAUGUACAGUCAUGGAAGUGGUGUAAAUAAUUUAUUUAUAGCUCAAUUUGGGGUGUGACAUUGAUGUCGGAAGUUUGAUCCUCCGCCAAGCUACCCCUUUCUGUACUUAGAUCCUUGCAUCUCCAAUAAAUAUAAAUUCAUUUACAGAAAAUGUAAUGAUUU
Molecule: messenger RNA, 2400 nt
Organism: Gastrolobium bilobum
Lineage: Eukaryota; Viridiplantae; Streptophyta; Magnoliopsida; Fabales; Fabaceae
Product: protein SEEDLING PLASTID DEVELOPMENT 1
Exons: 9
Coding region: 152-2170 (672 amino acids)
Molecular function (GO): ATP hydrolysis activity
Source: RefSeq, a predicted model, not a curated record